UCAAUCAGCGGCAAUAUUCUGUCUCACUCAAGUUUAAUAUACAUUCAUAUCAAUUUCAAUCGCAUUGGCUGUCAAAUGUCAGGCAGUGUGACAUUUCGAAUGAUUGAAAAGUAAACAGUAAACAAUUCCGGUGAUUUUUUGUGCGAAAAAUAAUUAUUGUCAAUCAUUAUGAAAACGGUAGCAAGUGAAGAGCAUUUGAAGCUGUCCAGUGAAAUCAAGGCAUUACAUUCAACGCUACGCCAAAACACCAAGAAAUUGGGAGCAAAACAAGCAUGGCAUGAGCAUCUUCAGGCAAAAUCAAAGCUCCAAAGUUAUUCCAAAGCAAUGCGAGAAUUGGCUGUUAAUCAUUGGGAAGUGAAUGAUCGCAAGCAGGAAGAGACCACAUCAAAAUCUCAGCAACGAAGUCGCAUCACAUGGACCGUUAAUUAUUGCCGUGAAUAUUUUUUAUGUGAGGAUUUAAUAAAUAAAAUACGUCAACGUGAGCUACGGCUUCUGGACGAAUUGAAAAUCGACUGCACUGACAUAAAUGGAACUAUUGCUGCGAAACAACAUCCGCUGGUGGGACGAAUAAAGUUUCUUGAUGUUGGCAGUUGUUACAAUCCAUUCAAAUCAUUUUCCGAAUUUGAUGUGACAGCGGUCGAUAUUGCACCAGCAAUGGAAGACGUUUUCGAAUGUGAUUUUUUGAAUGUUGAACUUGGUGAUUGUAUUGAAGUAUCCUCGGGUAACGACAACAAAUCAUCGACAAUCAAUAAGUUGGAGGUAAACGGUUAUGAUGUUGUUGUAUUCAGCCUACUUUUAGAGUAUCUACCAACAUCUGAACAACGAUUGAAAUGCUGUGAAAAAGCAUUCAAACUCUUAAAGAACGAAGGUCUCUUGAUCAUUAUUACGCCGGAUUCAAAACAUGUCAAUGCAAAUGCAAAAUUGAUGAAAACCUGGCGAUAUGCAUUGGCUCAACUUGGUUUGGGGCGCAUCAAAAUUGAGAAACUGGAGCACAUCACUUGUAUGGUAUUUCGAAAAUGCCUCGAUCCAGAAAUUAGUCUACGAUGGAGUCGUAUGCACAAAGAACCAUAUAUGGAAUAUUGUAUAGAAAUACCGCAAGAUUUUGAUGCGUGCAUUUAGUUCCAUAACUCAUAAAUUUGCGAUUUUGAAUAGAUGAUACAAAUUAUGUGUUGAAAUCAAAUAAAAGAAAUUAAAAU
This is a messenger RNA of Contarinia nasturtii (swede midge), 1196 nucleotides long. RefSeq names its product S-adenosylmethionine sensor upstream of mTORC1 (gene Samtor). The transcript has 2 exons. Gene Ontology annotation, biological process: negative regulation of TORC1 signaling. The record is from RefSeq and is a predicted model, not a curated record. Bases 169 to 1119 code for a protein of 316 amino acids. NCBI's taxonomy places the organism in Eukaryota, Metazoa, Arthropoda, Insecta, Diptera, Cecidomyiidae.